Molecule: messenger RNA, 4631 nt
Organism: Ruditapes philippinarum (Manila clam)
Lineage: Eukaryota; Metazoa; Mollusca; Bivalvia; Venerida; Veneridae
Product: endoplasmic reticulum transmembrane helix translocase-like
Exons: 26
Coding region: 33-3521 (1162 amino acids)
Biological process (GO): intracellular calcium ion homeostasis
Cellular component (GO): endoplasmic reticulum membrane
Molecular function (GO): P-type ion transporter activity; ATP hydrolysis activity; ATP binding
Source: RefSeq, a predicted model, not a curated record
GCUUUUACUCACACGGAAGAACACUUGGCAAGAUGGCGUCCUCCGCACUCAAUGAUGAGAUUCAAUAUGUUGCAUACUACAAUAUACGACAUAUUCUUCUACAUGGUUAUGUUGGGCCUUUCAUAACGAUAUAUAUUGCUUGGUUCUACAACUGGACACUUGUUUAUGGCCUUGAAGAAUAUUUUGAAGCCGGUUUGAUUGUUUUAGCCGGAAUCGGCUUAAUACAGAUUUUGACGUCUUUAUUUUGUCUAUGGUCCGUAGACUUCAGAUGUGUAUUUACGAGUUCUAAAACUGCAAGUCCAGAUGAUGCAUCCUGGGUGAAAGUUGUACCUACUCCCAACAGUGGUGCAACAGAGCUUGUUAAACUUCAUAAAAUAAUGGAAGAUGAUCAGGAAACUAUUUGGUUUAAUUUUCAAAAAACCAAAUAUCUGUAUGAAAGAGACAAGAAACAGUUUGUGCCGCUUGAUUUUCCUGUAUCAGAAACUAUACAAACAUACAUGGAGAGUAAAGGCUUGCAGGAGGAACAUGAUAUUAAACAUGCUGAGAAUACAUUUGGUAAAAACCUGAUGAUGAUGGAUAUACCGAGGUUUAUGGAGUUGUUUCAGGAGAGAGCCACUGCUCCAUUCUUUGUAUUUCAAGUGUUUUGUGUGGGUCUCUGGUGUUUAGAUGAAUACUGGUAUUAUAGUGUGUUCACCUUGUUUAUGCUGGUGGCAUUCGAGGCAACUCUUGUACAACAACAGCUGAGAAACAUGGCAGAGAUCAGGAAAAUGGGCAUCAAACCAUAUCUUAUAAAUGUAUAUAGAAACAGGAAAUGGAGGCCUUUAUUAACUACAGAACUUGUACCUGGAGAUAUUGUUUCUAUAGGGCGUUCCCACGAGGACAGAUUGAUACCAUGUGAUAUGUUGUUAUUGAGGGGACCUUGUAUAGUUGAUGAAUCUAUGUUAACUGGAGAAUCUGUGCCUGUCAUGAAGGAACCAGUAGAAAUCUUGGAACCAGAUCAUGUUUUAAAUCUUGAAGUAGAUGGUAAACUUCAUGCAUUGUUUGGAGGGACCAAAGUUGUACAGCAUACACCUCCCAGUAAAACACCAACAGGCCUUAAAGCUACAGACAAUGGGUGUAUAGCAUAUGUUUUACGUCAUAGUUUCAACACAAACCAGGGGAAACUACUGAGAACUAUUCUAUACGGAGUUAAAAGAGUAACAGCUAACAAUCUGGAGACAUUUUUCUUCAUAUUAUUCCUGCUCAUCUUCGCUAUUAUAGCUGCAUCAUAUGUCUGGAUUAAAGGAACGGAAGAUCCUGAUAGGAACAGAUACAAGUUAUUUUUAGAAUGUACACUUAUACUGACAUCAGUUGUCCCCCCUGAAUUACCUAUAGAGCUCUCACUGGCUGUCAAUACAAGUCUGCUAGCUCUAACAAAACUAUAUGUGUACUGUACAGAACCAUUUAGAAUUCCUUUUGCUGGGAAGAUAGAUAUAUGUUGUUUUGACAAGACUGGCACUCUAACAGCUGAUAAUCUGGUUGUCGAAGGUGUCACAGGUCUCAAGGGAAAUGAGAUACAGGCAGCUGUAGAUGCUCCUUUAGAGACUGUACAUGUUCUGGCCACAUGCCAUGCUCUAGUACAGCUAGAAGAUGAACUUGUUGGUGACCCACUUGAGAAAGCCACUCUCAAGGCUGUUGAUUUUACUCUGACUAAAGGAGAGACGGUAAUACCUCAGCGUAGGAAGACCCACGGUUUGAAGAUAUUUCAUCGUUACCAUUUCUCUAGUGCCCUUAAACGUAUGUCAGUGAUCGCAGGUCAUACACCUGUUGGUUCUACGGAAACAGAGUACAUGUGUGCAGUGAAAGGUGCCCCAGAAACACUCAAAUCUAUGUUCAGUAAUCCACCGAGUUACUAUGACGAUGUAUAUCUAGAGAUGGCAAGACGUGGAGCUCGUAUUCUUGCACUUGGCUAUAAAAAAAUAGGACAUCUAUCACAUCAAGAGUUGAAAGCGAUGACUAGGGAUGAAGUAGAGUGUAAAUUGGAGUUUUGUGGAUUUGUCGUCAUUUCUUGUCCGCUAAAAUCAGACUCUAAAGCAGUUAUCAAGGAAAUCCAGAAUGCCUCACAUCAUGUUGCAAUGAUAACUGGAGAUAAUCCACUUACAGCGUGUCAUGUUGCUAAGGAACUGAGAUUUACACGCAAAGAACAUACUGUUGUUUUACAGCCACCACAUAAUACACAGACAGAAUGGUGCUGGAAGUCUAUAGAUGACAGUGUGACUUUACCACUACAACCUAGUGGUGAUCUACGUAAACAGCUGAUUGAGAAAUAUGAUCUGUGUCUGACAGGGGAGGCACUUACUUUCCUGCAAAAUCAUUCUGAAAAACUGUGGAAAACUAUACUGCCAAACGUGAAAGUUUUUGCUAGAGUUGCCCCAAAACAAAAGGAAGUUGUUAUUACAACACUGAAGAGUCUUGGUUUUAUAACAUUGAUGUGUGGGGAUGGUACAAACGAUGUUGGUGCAUUGAAACAUGCUCAUGUUGGGGUGGCCUUAUUGACAAAUGCACCAGAGAGGAUGCCAGAGAAAAAACAAAAGAGAGAAGAGGAGAAUGAGGCACAUUCAAGUAACAUGGCUGAGAAGUUGUCAAGCAGAAGUGGGGGUAAGGCAAUGGGUCGGGCAGCAAAACAGAGAGCUAUAGCAAGAGGUGACAACAUGGCACCAUCUCAGAAAAAGUUACAGAACAUGUUGAAAGAAUUAGAUGAAGAAGAGAAAGCUGCGGUUGUUCGACUUGGAGAUGCUAGUAUAGCUUCACCAUUUACAUCUAAACUAUCUACCAUAAUGUGUAUAUGUCAUAUAAUAAAGCAAGGGCGAUGUACUCUGGUCACCACAUUACAGAUGUUCAAGAUUCUAGCAUUGAAUGCUCUUAUCCUAGCAUACAGUCAAAGUGUUCUAUUUUUAGCUGGGGUUAAAUUUAGCGACACUCAAGCUACCAUGCAGGGCCUCCUCCUAGCAGGAUGCUUCCUGUUUAUUUCAAGGUCAAAGCCAUUGAAGUACCUGUCAAAACAGCGCCCUCUACCAAAUAUAUUUAACAUGUACACUAUAUUGACAGUGUUAUUACAAUUUGCCAUACAUUUUGUGUCACUAUUUUAUCUAGUCCAAGAAGCUCAAAUACUUGAACCAAGGGAGGAGAAAGUUGAUUUAGAAGCAAAGUUUGCACCAAAUUUACUCAACACAACUGUAUAUUUCAUAUCAAUGUCACUACAGCUAUCUACAUUUGCUGUCAAUUAUAAGGGUGAACCAUUUAUGGAGAGUUUACGAAACAACAAACCAAUGUUAUAUAGUUUAUCUAUUUCUGGAAGUGCUAUUAUAGGUCUAGCUAGUGGGCUACUUCCAGAGGCAACCGAAUAUUUCGAGCUGGUUCAUUUACCUGAUGAUUUCAGGAGUACAGUGUUGGGUGUUGUUGUAGCAGAUAUGGUGGGAGCAUUUGUUGUAGACAGAUUUUUACAGCUUAUAUUUGGCAAUGGUAAAGUUAAGAAGAGGUGAUGUGCGGACAGCUUAGGAAAUAUUUAUUAACUGAAACAAGCUAACAUUGUUAUAUUAGUACAGGCACAGUCACAAUAGAAAUACAGUACAUAGCAAGGGCAACGCUCUGUAGGAGAUUUAGUUUUUGGUCGUUACUAAAUAGAGAGGUUAAAUUUUACAGAGGUUAAAUUUAUUGUAAAAUCUUACUUUGGAUAUAAUUGAUACAGUUGCUGUAAAGAGGUAAUUGAUGUACAGAAGGUGGUCCCUCUGCAGAGGUUGCACUGUAUAUGUUCUGCCACGGUACAUAUUGACUGUACUGUGUACCAAGUAGUCAAACAAUACAUGAAAAUACUCUAAUUUAAUCUUUAUCAAAAAAAAUAUUCUUAGUGAUUUAGCUAGAUCAUUUAUUUGUGAUAAAAUAUUUUAAGUUGAAAUAGAGGCCACUUAUUAUUUAAUUAUAAAGCACAAUUUUUUUAGACGCAACACCAAAAAAUAUUUUUGGUUCAACAGUAUUUGACUGUAUUGCAAGUGAUUUUAUUUUUUACUUUCGCCAUGGCGUUAACUUUUAUUUGCAGUAUUUGAAACAUUAUAUGUUACACAGUCUUAUUAUGGUUUAAUACAUGUAUGUAUUUGACAAGAGAAAAAAUGAGAAAAAAAGAGCAUGUUUUAUUUUAACCUUUACCCUACCAAAACCAAAAAUAAUUAGCUUUUGCCACCAUUGUAGAGCAAGUUCAGCCUGUACAUCUUUACCAGGCUGUUGGUUGCUCAAUUAAUGUAUUUCAUAUUGAAAUCCCUUAAACUUGGAAUGGACUGUUCCAAAUUCAAAGCAGGGCAAAUCCAUUAUUGGAAUUCAGCAGGAUAGGGGUUAAAAUAUAUAUGUAUAUGCAUGUAUUUGACAUGAGAGAAAUUCUGGACAAAUGAGUAGGGAUUACUAUAUAAUUAUAAAUGAUAUAUUGAGAAAUAUUGAUGAAAUAAAUAGAGUAUUUUUAUUUUCCGUAUUUUCACUGUAAAAAUUUAUUUUUUAUUGCAGUGAAACAUUUUCUGUAUUUUCACUGGGUGUUUUGUUGGACUACUUUCUUCUGAAUUCAGCCAAUACUCAAAAUUAAAAGGGAAUUGUUCCUAUUCAUAAGG